Penicillium canariense is the source of this 717-nucleotide messenger RNA. Its product is annotated as mitochondrial inner membrane protease ATP23. The record is from RefSeq and is a predicted model, not a curated record. Lineage: Eukaryota; Fungi; Ascomycota; Eurotiomycetes; Eurotiales; Aspergillaceae. Gene Ontology annotation, cellular component: extrinsic component of mitochondrial inner membrane. Gene Ontology annotation, biological process: mitochondrial protein processing; mitochondrial proton-transporting ATP synthase complex assembly. Bases 1 to 717 code for a protein of 238 amino acids. Gene Ontology annotation, molecular function: metalloendopeptidase activity. The transcript has 3 exons.
AUGUCGGAUUCUCAGACGCCAGGUGCGGCUGCACCUUCAAAUGAGAAGCCCGAAACGGGUUAUGUUGCUGGCGAUGACACGUUCACCCAGUUUCGCAAUAUCUAUCGCAUCUUGACGGGCAAGAUGUCCUCCGAGGGCAUUGAGCAGUUCCGCGUUGCGCGAGAUAUCCGCAAUGAAUCUGCUGAUUGCAAGCGUUGUGAAGACCAGCGCGAUUACCUGCUUCAGUACAGCCCCGUCAUCCGAUUCCUCAGCGAUAACAUCCGGCAACUUGGAGGCGAUCUCCACAGCCACAACAUCUACUGCCGUCGGUGCACGAACCGGAAAGCAGGCGGGUUCGAUCCCGAGUUUGGAAUCCUGCUGUGUGCCAAUGAGAUGAAGGAUCAAGGUCAUUUGGAGGACACCAUGGCUCAUGAGAUGGUUCAUGCCUACGACCACUUGCGAUUCAAGGUCAACUGGACUGAUAACCUGCGACACGCUGCUUGCACAGAGAUUCGGGCCAGCUCCCUGAGCGGCGAAUGUAGAUGGUCGCGCGAAUUCUUCCGGCGAGGCCAAUGGAAGCUUACCCAGCAGCACCAGGAAUGUGUGCGGAGGAGGGCAGUUCUGUCUGUGAGGGCACGUCCGACCUGCCGAGACGAGGCUCACGCACAGCAGGUGGUGAAUGAAGUGUGGGACAGCUGUUUCCGAGACACUAGGCCCUUUGAUGAAAUCUACCGAUGA